Molecule: messenger RNA, 1311 nt
Organism: Solanum pennellii
Lineage: Eukaryota; Viridiplantae; Streptophyta; Magnoliopsida; Solanales; Solanaceae
Exons: 4
Coding region: 1-1311 (436 amino acids)
Biological process (GO): DNA integration
Molecular function (GO): nucleic acid binding
Source: RefSeq, a predicted model, not a curated record
AUGUUGAAUGCCUUGUAUGGUAUUGGUCAAAAAGUUGAAGCCCAUGAAUUGUCCAUAAAUCAUCUUAAGGAGCAGAUGAAAGAGUUGUCCACCACAGUGAACACAUGCCUACCAGUCACUCAUCUGAGCAACAUCAUACAGAAUCCAAAAGACAAUUGGCAUUAUAUGGUAGUCACUACUCACGGGGGUAAGAAAACUAUGGAUCUACCAAUGUCGUCUAAGGUGGAAGUUGAUACGGGUAUAGAUGAUGAUGUGGUUGAGAAGGGGAGAGUUCUCCAUGAUGUUCUAAGUAAAACUACUUCCUCUUCAUGGAUCAGAUGUUGGAUAGACUUGCAGGAAAGGGGUGGUAUUGCUUCCUUGAUGGCAUUUGGAGAGUUGAAGAAUAAGUUUGUCUCUGCACCCAUCAUUAUUGUUGCAGAUUGGGGGGAACCUUUUGAGGUCAUGUGUGAUGCAAGUGGGUUGGCGCUUGGAGUUGUAUUGGGGCAGAGGCGUGAGAAGAUGCUUCACCAUAUUUAUUAUGCAACCAAAGAUCUAAAUGCAGCCCAAACAAACUACAUCGUUAUUGAGCAAGAGUUUUUUUGCAGUGGUGUUUGCAUUCGAGAAGUUUUGAUCUUAUUUUCUUGGGACCGCUAUCAUAGUGCACACGGACCACUCGGCUUUGAGGGCAUUGCUUUUAUGAGGCCAUUUGUGAGUUCAUAUGGGAUGAAGUAUAUUCUGGUUGUGGUUGAUUAUGUAUGGAAUUGGGUGGAAGCAAUUGUGCUCCCCUACAAUAAAGGAAGGAGUACCACCACAUUCUUGAAAAAGAACAGCUUCUCCAGAUUUAGUACCCCAAGGCCAAUAAUUUAUGACGGGGGUUCACACUGUUGCAGUAAGUUUUUUAAAAUACUUGUUGAUCAUAAGUAUGGUGUCCGGCACAAUGUAUCCACUCGUUACCAUCCACAAACUACUGGACAAGUUGAAGUUUCAAACAGAGAGAUAAAGCAAAUCUUGGCAAAGAUUGUGAAUGCCAAUAGAAUGGAUUGGUCAAGCAAGAUUCAUAAUGCUCAAUGGUCCAAUCACACUCCAUACAGGACUCUCAUAGGUAUGUCUCCCUAUCAACUUGUAUAUGUGAAGUAUUGUCAUUUGCCGGUAGAGCAAGAGCAUAAGGCUAUGUGGGAAAUGAACAAGCUAAACUUAGAUUGGGGCGAUGCAUCAACUCAAAGAGUGAAUGACCUGUAUUUACUCAAUGAGUUUCGCCUAGAAGCCUAUGAACGUGCAACCUUGUGUAUAGAUAAGAUGAAUAAGUACCACGAUAAAUGGAUUAAAAAGUGA